GCAUUCUUCAUAAAUGUAUGUGCUCAGUAAGGUGUGGAGCAGAAUGGAUUUCCAUGAAACAAUCCCUGUAUCAUGGGUGUUUGACUAUGAGGAUGUGAGUGUGUACAGUAGGUGAGGCAGAAGAGAGAGUGUGUGCCUGCGUGUUUGCAUGCGCGUGUGUGUGUAUGUGUGUGUGUGUGCGUGUGUGUGACCAAAGAAAGCAGUAUCUCAGCAAGUUAGGUUCCAUUUGUUAUUGGAGGGCAGGGGGCAGGGCAGUAUUAGUUAUAGUCCGGUACUGUUUUUGUUUCCUGUUUAUAACCUCUUUCCUUUGAGAGCACGCUAAAAAUCACGCUCUGAGACCUGCUUGCUGGUCUGAGGGGGGUUUUUGCACAAUGCUGGAGGUGCAGCUCUCUCUGUGUCUCAGUCUGACUUUCAGGCCACUGACUCAAAACAAAAACCUCUCUGCUCUGCCUUUGUGGUUUCCUCUCUCUUUCCUUUCUCUCUCGCUCUCUCUCUCUCUCUCUCUCUCUCUUUCUCUCUCUCUGAUUUCCUGUGGUACUUCAGAAAGAGCAGAACUGUGUGUGUUCUCUUGAGAUAAUCAGUGAUUACAUGCAGUAUAUUUAUGAAGAAUAACUCAUUUUUCUUAGAUCAGAAAGCUGCCACACGUCUGUUGCAAGUAGUUUGAGGAUUACUAAUCAUGGCCUUUUGUUGGCCAUUUUAUUACCUUUCACUGAGCUCAAACAACCCUUUGACAUGUUGGUAUAUUAGGAGUUUAAACAUUCUCCAAAUGUAAACAUUUCGAUUUCAUCCCAGAUUAGUUUUCAAAGACUCUUCUUAAUAAUUCCAUUACCCUUACAGCCCUUGUGAUGCCUUGCUGGGGGUAGCGAUCAAAUGGUGAACAAGCAAAAUAAAGUCAAAAACAUGCAUUGCCUUUCCUUAGGCCUCUGCAUGCACACUUUUCAUACAUUACCAGGCAUCUCUCUCUGUCAUUUCAGUGGGGUCAGAACUGCAUGUGCUCUUUUGAGAUAAUCAGUGAUUACACACCAUUUCUUUUUGAAGAAUACACUUUGAGAACUCAGCUCAAAUGGCUGUCAAAUCUUUAACAAACAGUUUGAAAGCUUUGUAAUCGUGGUCUUGAUUGAACCACAUUGCCUACUUUCAAAAUACCCAAAACACCAUGAUCGUACAGUAGGGUGUUUAAAAAUGUCACAAUUGUAAACAUUUUGAUUUCAUUCAGGACAUGAAUUGGGAGCCCAAUACCCCUGCCUGUGAGAAGGACCUGUGCUGUCCAUGGUCCUGCAGCUCUCCCAGGUUGCUUGGAUACCUGGGUGCUGGAGGGACAGAACACCACCACCCUUCCGGGCACCACAACCUGCACAGCUAAGAUUUUUAAACGAAAGUGCUGAUUGUAGUUAUGCAAGAAGUUUAAAAAAGCCUGUUUUGAAAAAGUUUAAUUGCUGUUCAUGCAGUCAUGGAUUUGGAGAGCUUAAUUUAUGAUUUUUAAAAAUGUAUGUAUUUAUUUCAUUUAUUUAUUUAAAAACUUACAUAUUCUAAUUUUAAAUGCAACUAGGUGCAUUGAACUGGCCCUUCAUUGAGACAAGGCCAGGAGAGAUAACAGAGGUAGUCCCCUUAAUGAGGCCAUUGUGAUGUCAUCCAGUGACAGAACCUCAGGCCUCUGACAUUGAGACCCUGGAUAUGGACAAUCUACAUCAUGUAAGUUAUUGCUGGUACAUUCCUCAUUCUAUUAUGAGAAAAUAUUUCAGUUAUGAAUUAUGAGUUGUGCAAUUACAAAUCAUAACUUACAAAUUACAAAUAACUUAUUCAAAGACAACUGGUUUCACGCUGGUUUCAGUGCAGUGCAAAAUCACAAUGUAAGAUCAGGUGUGACAUCACAGUAUGAACAUUCCAGUGAGCUGCCCAAUGUUCUGAACUCAUUAGCAUAAUCAGCUAUUCAAAACUUUUGUGAGGCUCUCAUAGUAAAGACAACAGAUCUUUUUUUUGUUGUUGUUUUUGACCACUUUUUUUGGGUUUUCAGAUGAUAGAAGUUGAAAAAUAUCAAAAAUGCAUGUUAAUGCAAAAUCCUGUAUCAAUCCACCUACGGGCAGCACUGCCUCCUACUCCUGGAAUGGGACAGCAGAGAAAUUAAGCACCAUGGACACUGCACAGAAACACGCACACACACACACAUACACACACGCACACGCAUACACACAUAGAGAUGCACACACACAUACAUGAGCACACACCCACACCCACACACAUACACCCACGCACACACACAUACACACAUACACAUACAUGCACACACGCACCCACACACAUAUACACCCACGCACACACACACACAGACAUAUUAAUUACUGUAGUAUGAAUUGAGGUGCUUUUUUCAAUCUAAAGUUAUUCUUAAAGUAAGCUAUUUAAAACAUUGUGAAGACUUCCAGAUUAUUGCACUGUAAAUAACAACUGGAUUAUUAUUAUUAUUUGACCUAUAUUAAGCAGGAUGGAAAUAAUGACAUCAGUGUUCUUUUUUUGCACUGAGGGUGUUUAUCAGCAGAUGCUUGUGCAGCUCUUGUGCACCCAAAUCAUUAAACAGCCAAUCAAAUCUGCCCCUGACAUGUGCCCUCCUACUGUUCAGUGAAUGACAAGAAAUUAUUACCUCAAGUCCUCCUCUUAUCUGUACAGUUUGAGUUUUACAGCGCAGAGGACAAACAGGGUCUCAGGCAGAAGAGAGUCUCCAGAAGAGGAGAGUUCAGAUACAGUGAUGCCACCACUCUGUGCUGUUCUUGUGCUUUUCAGCAAAGUCUAUGGUCUGCUUGGGAAGAACAUAGUUCAGCCUCACGCGCUUAUGACAGCUCAGCUUGGAGACACUGUGACUCUCCCAUGUUUCGAUGCUAAAGAUAACGAUGUGCAAUGGUACAGAUGGUUUAAGCAGCCUCUUGGACAGAAGCCUGACAAAUUGUUAAUGAUAAAAAAUUCUGAACCCAAUACUAUAGAUUUCAAUGAUUUUAUAAACAGUACGCGCCUCAGUGCUAAAGCAGCAAAGGGGAGCUCAAACCUGACUGUGUCACAAGUAGAGCCGUCGGAUUCAGCCACAUACUACUGCGCUGUUUCGCUCGACGAUGAUAUCAGCUUUGGAGAAGGAACUACAUUAAUGGUCCUGGGGUCAGAAUCACACGACAGGACAGUAGUACUGCAGCAGCCCGAGUCUGAGUCAGUGCAUUCUGGAGACUCUGUGACUCUUCAGUGUACAGUACACACUGAGACCUGUGCAGGAGAACACAGUGUGUACUGGUUCAGACAGGGCUCAGGAGAGUCCCCUCCAGGAAUCAUUUACACCCAUGGAAUCAGGAGUGAUGAGUGCCAGAGGAGCUCUGGGGCUGUGUCUCCCACACAGAGCUGUGUCUACAAAUUCCCCAAGAGGAACCUCAGCCCCUCUGAUGCUGGGACUUACUACUGUGCUGUGGCCACCUGUGGGGAGAUCCUGUUUGGGAACGGGACCAAGCUGCACUUUGAGGGGAAUGAACAUCUUCCUCUUUAUUGCUUGGCGGGAGCUUUGACGUUGAGUGUGAUCCUAAAUAUUGUCCUCAUUCUGAAAAUGAGAAAAAGCUGUGAGAAAUGCAAAGGAGCUGCAUCAAACAACCAAGUGAGCGGAGAAGGCCUGGCGAGCAAACAGAGUCAAGAGGAAUCAAUGAAUUACGCUGCUUUGACUUUCACCACCAAGAAACCCAAAGUGAGGACGAAGAAGAAGGAAGUGGAGAAAGAAACGGUUUACUCAGAUAUGAGAUUUAGAGACCGCGAGUGAAGCUUUCCAUAAAAGCCAUCUUCGUCACAAGAAUAAUCAAAAUAUUCCCUCGCUAGAAUUGUUGAACAUCAUACUAUGUCGCUGUAAAUUUUAUUACACGUACAGGAAUUUGCCUGCAGCUGUGCUUAUUUUUUGACUCCUCUGUUUUUAAAAUACACAAAGUAAAAAUUGUGCACUCUCUGGCAGUAUCUGGUAAAUGGUCCUCAGUGUUGUUGAAUGGGUUUGGGGCAGUAGUGUAGUGUACUGCUUAGGGAACAGGACCCAAUUCUCAGGUGACACACUGCCCUUUGACCUGUAUUAUUGAGCAAGGAUGUUAUCCUGAAUGACUUCAGGCCAUAACUGUAUAAAAUGAAACAGUGUGCACAUGUAAAAUUGCACGAGUGCCUGCUAAAUGCCAGUAAUGUGGUGUCACACAGAGAUGGGAGAGUGAAAUAUUAGGACUACAAAACAAGGUCAGACUGUUAAUGUGUCAGCAGUGAUUCACUGAUUAGACGGAAUCAAAAUGUUUUGCAGUGUACAGUUUUUGUAAUUCAGAGCUAGUCAGUGAUAAGAAUAAAUAGUAGAUCCAU
Anguilla rostrata (American eel) is the source of this 4350-nucleotide messenger RNA. RefSeq lists its product as uncharacterized. Gene Ontology annotation, biological process: response to bacterium. The record is from RefSeq and is a predicted model, not a curated record. Bases 2618 to 3781 code for a protein of 387 amino acids. The transcript has 6 exons. NCBI's taxonomy places the organism in Eukaryota, Metazoa, Chordata, Actinopteri, Anguilliformes, Anguillidae.